CCUGCUCUGGUCCUGGUCUGGUCCUGGUUUGGUCCUGGUUUGGUCUGGUCCUGGUCUCUGGUCUAGACUCUGGUCUUUGUAGACGGUGUGAUCAUGGACGAGACGGCGCUGGAGAGAUACUUUGACGACUCGAUCGCGAAUGAUUCUGGGUUUGAUUUGGGGGAGGGGCUUGACCUGCAGAGCCCCGCCCACCUGCUACACGAAGAGGGGGCGGAGCCAAACACAGAGACCGCCGACGACCUCGACCUGAGCUUCCUCCCGGACGAACUCAGCCAAGGUCCGUCUCAGGCCUCGGUCCUCGACGCGUCUCUGGACAGUGGUUUGGUGUCGGACUUCGUUUCCCAGGAUGCCUCGGAGGAGUUGCCCGCGGCGACGGUGGAUCAGAGCCAGGGGGCGGAGCUGUCCGGGUUUGGCUCCUCCUCCUUCUGCCCCAUGACCCCGAUGACCCCCGUGACCCCGAUGACCCCGGUGACGGAGAGGUCGGGCAUCGUCCCUCAGCUGCAAAAUAUCGUGUCCACGGUGAAUCUGGGCUGUCCUCUGGACCUCAAGUUCAUCGCUCUGCAGGCAAGAAACGCAGAGUACAACCCCAAGAGGUUUGCUGCUGUGAUCAUGAGGAUCCGAGAGCCCAGAACCACAGCUCUGAUCUUCAGCUCUGGGAAGAUGGUCUGCACCGGAGCCAAGAGUGAGGAGCAGUCUCGUCUGGCCGCUCGUAAAUACGCUCGUGUGGUGCAGAAGCUCGGUUUCCCUCGGUUCCUCGACUUUAAAAUCCAGAACAUGGUGGCCUCCUGCGACGUCUGUUUCCCCGUCCGCCUGGAAGGUCUGGUCCUCACGCACCAGCAGUUCAGCAGUUAUGAGCCGGAGUUGUUCCCGGGGUUGAUCUACAGGAUGGUGAAGCCGCGCAUCGUUCUGCUCAUCUUCGUCUCGGGGAAAGUCGUCCUCACCGGAGCGAAGGAGCGAGAGGAAAUCUACGAGGCGUUUGAGAACAUCUACCCCAUCCUCCGAGGCUUCAGGAAACACUGACCCCUGACCCUGACCCCUGUAAAUAUGGACUGUAUUUAAGAGAUUUAUUUUGAAAAAAGGAAAGACUCAAUAAAGUAUAUAGAAAAUGUUGGAAUAAAAAUUCCAAAUGAUCCUGAAUAUUUUAUAAACAUGUGAAACAACGUUAAAUAAAUAA
Molecule: messenger RNA, 1174 nt
Organism: Boleophthalmus pectinirostris (great blue-spotted mudskipper)
Lineage: Eukaryota; Metazoa; Chordata; Actinopteri; Gobiiformes; Gobiidae
Gene: tbpl2
Product: TATA box binding protein like 2
Biological process (GO): DNA-templated transcription initiation
Molecular function (GO): RNA polymerase II general transcription initiation factor activity; DNA binding
Source: RefSeq, a predicted model, not a curated record